AUGCAGGGCACGGCAAAUUACCUCUGGCUCACCUUUGACAUUGUUGGCCACGGAGCCACUGCUAAAGACCUGUACGCCGUCAAAGUAUUCAACAACAUCAGCUUCCUGCGGCCGAUUAAAGUCCAGACAGAGUUUGUGGUCCUCCGGAGUCUGCAUCAUAAAAACAUUGUAAAGCUUUUUGCUGUGGAAGAGGAGUAUACCAGCAAAAAUAAAGUGCUCGUGAUGUUUUGCUCUUGUGGAAGCUUGUACACUGUACUGGCAGAGACCAAGAAUGCAUUUGGUCUGCCGGAGUCAGAGUACUUGAUCGUGUUGCGAGAUGCAGUGGCCGGUAUGAAUCACCUACAGGAGAACGGGAUAGCGUGCAGAGACAUCAAGCCUGAAAACAUUAUGCGUGUGAUCGGAGAGGAUGGAACGUCCGUUUACAAGCUAACUGACUUCGGAGCUGCCAGGAUUUUGGAAAAUGAUGAGCAGUUUCUCUCGUUUUAUGGAACUAAGGAGUAUUUGCACCCAGACAUGUAUGAACGUGCUGUGCUGAGAAAACCUCACCAGAAGACGUAUGGAGCGACCGUGGAUCUCUGGAGUAUUGGGGUCACAUUUUAUCAUGCAGCCACCGGCAGUCUCCCUUUCAGACCCUUUGAAGGACCCCGCAGGAACAAGGUGUCUAGCUCAGCUAAGUGUCGUUUGUUCUUUGCUUUCUGUCAUGUGAUUCAGUAGACCCUACAACUGGGUCACGUCGGGGUCACCAGUUGUAGGAUCUACUGAAUCCCACGACAGAAAGCAGAGGACAAACGACACUUAGUUGAGCCAGACACCUUGUGUCGUGUUUAUUCCAGAAGCCCAAUUUUACCAACAUUCUCACUGAUCAUAACCCAUGUGCAGAUAAGGCCAAUUGGUGCGUCUGACCUUGGAGUUGCUAUUGAGCUCUUUAGUUUAGUUUAGUUUAGUUUAGAGAUACAGUGUGGAAACAGGCCCUUCGGCCCACCGGGUCCGCGCUGAUCAGCGAUCCCUGCACAUUAACACUAUCCUACACCCACUAGGGACAAUUUUUUUUUACAUUUAACAAAGCCAAUUAACCUACAAACCUGUUCGCCUUUGGAGUGUGGGAGGAAGCCGAAGAUCUCGGAGAAAACCCACGCAGAUCACGGGGAGAACAUACAAACUCUGUACAGACAGCACCCGUAGUCAGGAUCGAACCAAGGUCUCCGCCGCUGCAUUCGCUGUAAGGCAACAACUCUACCGCUGUGCCAUCGUGACCUUCUCGUGAGGCUGCUGCCGAUUCACCAGCGUUGACAGGCUCUAUGCAAAACCAACGUGGGCGUGAAGGCGUCACAGAUGCAAGUAUCUUGAAAAACAAGUCUGUUUGAGGUCAUGUAAAUCCAAGGCCAAGUUCACUGAGCAGUAAACUUAAAAAGGCAGUAGAGCCUGUUCUACUUUGGAUUUUGCAGAUGAAGUGAAGCUGCGAGGGAUUUCCAUUGUGUGGCUGAGAUGAGCUACAUGGAAUAGUGAGAAUUAAAAAAAACAGUAGUGGACAGAACAUUGUCCCUUGCCUAUUAAUAGGGAUAAGUGUUAAUGGUGUACAACCAGUGUUGAACCACAUUCAGUUUAAGCUGUCUGAGAUCAGGAUUGGGAGGACUGCAGAUAUUGCGUCAUGAAGAAGCUAAUGCCACAUUUACAGGAUUAAGAAAAAGUUUAUUAUACAAAGAAUCUACAAGGAUGCAGAUGGGAGAUGGCAAGAAGGGGUGGUGUCUGGUUCUGCUGUCAGGAGAUGAGUUACGUUAAGGAAUCCUGAAAGAGAAUGACCUGAUGAAAUGUGUUGCUCCACUGAAUUGCGUAUCAAAGGUGGAUAGGUAACGCGAGCAUCUUUAGAUCUAACAGGACUUAUUCAAGCUGGAGACAAGGUCCUCUGACCCUGCACCGUGAUGGAGUACACUUCACCAGGGUGUGUGUUUGAUUGGGACACUCAAAGCCAGCACCUCCCAUGAGAUCAGCCUACCCAGGGAAAAGGUAGUAUAAGCGUGUUUGGUAUUCCGAAAACCGCAAGGAAACAUGAUUUGUCAAAGGUCAUUUGCAGAGCCAGGAUUUUGCCAUAAAUGCAAUGUGCCUUUUAUGCCAUUUUUGAUGAUUUCACCAGGAUAAUGCCUUUUUCACAUUUGAGUUCCUAAAUCAGCCUUUUUUUGCCGUUUUGCUAGAAGAUCGUGCUAUUUUCUCUCGUUGUACCGUGAUUACAAUGACGUUUUCUAUGUUAACAUGUUAAUAUUAAUGUUAUUAUUAACUUGUUAACAUAGUAUAACUUACAAGAAAACUUCCACCACCAGGGUGAAACCAGGGGCACCACCGUCGGUUGUUCAUUUGUUCGUGCCACUGCAUGUCGGUUCAGUUUUCUCCAAGAUCUAUUUAAGAAAGAACUGCAGAACUGCACAAAAAUUGAAGGUAGACAAAAAAUGCUGGAGAAACAGCGGGUGAGACAGCAUCUAUGGAGGGAAGGAAUAGGCGACGUUUCGGGUCAAGACCCUUCAGACUGAUGUGUGCAGUUGUUUUGAUUGUCCUUUAGGUGAGAGGGGCAAAGUUUAAAAGAGAUGUGCAGGGAAAAUAUUUUACACAGAGGUGGUGAGUGCCUGCAAUGCACUGCCAGGAUU
Leucoraja erinaceus (little skate) is the source of this 2636-nucleotide messenger RNA. RefSeq names its product serine/threonine-protein kinase TBK1-like. The record is from RefSeq and is a predicted model, not a curated record. Gene Ontology annotation, biological process: peptidyl-serine phosphorylation. Gene Ontology annotation, cellular component: cytoplasm. Gene Ontology annotation, molecular function: protein serine/threonine kinase activity; ATP binding. Lineage: Eukaryota; Metazoa; Chordata; Chondrichthyes; Rajiformes; Rajidae.